Effrenium voratum is the source of this 1353-nucleotide messenger RNA. The record is from the annotation of a GenBank genome assembly. NCBI's taxonomy places the organism in Eukaryota, Dinophyceae, Suessiales, Symbiodiniaceae.
AUGGAGCAGUUUGCCUUGCAGCUGGGCGAGGUGUCGAGGCUUCUAACUAGCUUCGAGCCGCGGCAGCAGCGGGUGGCCCUUGCCGCAACAAACCAUGACCUGGACACUUUGGAGGCGGAGCUCCAGGAGCAGUCGGGAGAGCCAGACCCCGACCCCUUCGGAGUCCGUGAAUGGUGGAAGAAGACGUGUCCGGAGACGGUGCAGCGGCUGAAUUGGAUACAGGAGGAUCAAGAGCAGAACAUGGGGUUUGUGGGCUCGGUGGAGACUGACGUCCUGAUUAAGUUGCAGGACUGCAAGGCCGAGGCGGAGGAGGCGGACGCUGCGGAAUGGCAAGAGUGGCUGCAAGGCCUGCGCGACCAGGGUCUGGAGAGCCUGAAGCACCACACGGAGAGACUCGCGCAGGUGGUGGAUGGCGAUCAGAUGCAAGAACAGGACGACAUCUUGCGGGGCGAAGAGCUGAAUGACAGCCAGAUCCGGCUCAUGACCCCGGAGCAGAAGUCCCUUGCGCAAGAGGAGGCCCAGUCCAAACGCGAGAAGACGCGCUUCCUGGCGGGCGCAAAGCUCGCGAAGGAGCUGCUGGCGGGAGGGUUGCCGAUGCACCUGGACCAGGUGCAGGGCUUGUUGGCCAAGGCGCACCAGGCCCAACAGAUCGGCGAGGCUGCAGCUAAGAGCCAAACGCAAACCAGCGAGGAGUUGGAGCAGCUGACCAGCUACAUCCAGGAGACGGAGAGCUACAUCCAGGAGGGGCCCCUGCGUGUGGCGAGGGAAACCACCGUGGAGAACAUGGAGAGCUGUCGGGAGGCGGCCAUGGACGCUUUGCAGAACGCGGCCCUCAAGCUGAAGACGCUGGUGACUUCGAUGCUGCACUACGAAGCGCAAUGGUGGCUCGAAGAAAAGCUGCGGGCUGAGGUGGCACGAGGGCGCGAGAGCGUGCCGGCGGCCCAGACCGCGAAAGACCUAGCGGCAGACGCGGCGAAGCUCACGUUGGUGGAGGCCGGCCGCGCUGGGUCAAGCAUGGAAGAAGCGGUGGAGGCGGCGGAGGCGGCGCUGCGGCCGCGGGCGCAGGGCGCCACAGCGCUGGCUCUGGGCAACGUGCUGCUGGCGCAGCAUCUCUUGAAGCGCCUGGACGAGGACAAAGCUGCAGAGAUCAGCUCGAAGGACAAGGCGUUGCAGAGGGUCAAGCAGCAGGUGCAAAGCCUCACAGAGAAGCUGCGGCAGGGACAGAGCUGGCGGCGAAGAAGUCGGAGCAGAAGAAGCUGGAGGACGCGUUGGCCAGCUGCGCAGCGGAGCUGCGCGAGGUGCAGGAAGCGGCCGCCGCUGCCGAGAAGCAGAAGAAAGCCUUCGACGAGCUGA